Messenger RNA from Brassica oleracea var. oleracea, 1985 nucleotides. Its product is annotated as exocyst complex component EXO70B1-like. Gene Ontology annotation, molecular function: phosphatidylinositol-4,5-bisphosphate binding. The coding region runs from base 65 to 1948 and encodes 627 amino acids. Gene Ontology annotation, biological process: exocytosis. Lineage: Eukaryota; Viridiplantae; Streptophyta; Magnoliopsida; Brassicales; Brassicaceae. The record is from RefSeq and is a predicted model, not a curated record. The transcript has a single exon. Gene Ontology annotation, cellular component: exocyst.
ACGAAGAAAAAAAAGACAGAAAAUUGGGACAGUUAGAUAGGUUUUGUAAUUUUUCCCGGCGAAAAUGGAGAAACCUGAAAACCACGCAAUGGAAUCCGAAACUCUUGAUCACCACAAAUCCGAAAACACACAGCAUUCCGAUGAAUCGGAACAACAAUUGGCGACGGAGACUCCCAAAUCAGACUCUUCCCAGCUCAGCCUCACCCAGGUAAUGGAGGCCGUAGACGAUUUCAUCCAAUCCCUCUCCUCCUCCACGGAUCCGCUACGAGAGAUUCCCCCAACGGUGGAGCCAUUCCCGGAGACGGUCGAUUCCUUGGUCUCAAAAAUGGAAUCCUCCGGUCUGGGCCGUGACGAAGCAGAGGACUCUGCAUUCAUCCUCGCCGUUAACCGAAUCUCAAAAUCGGUUAUGACAUUGAGAGAGCUCCGGCUCGAUUCAACCCCGGUUUCCUCGUGGCUAAACCGGGCGAGCUCGGUUCAGAACCGUGCAGCGUCCCUCCUCGACGAAGAGUUUCGUCACCUCCUCGAUCGUUCCAGAGAGAAGAAUAAGAAAAACAACAACGCUGACGUGUCGUCCGAUUCGACUCACGAAUCGGACCGAUGCGUCUUGCAGGAGGAAGAAACAUUCCCGGACUUUCCACCGGAAUCGAUCUCCACCCUGGAGAAGAUCGCCGGAGCCAUGAUCUCCGCCGGCUACGAAGCGGAGUGCUGCAUGUCGUACGAGAUGUCGAGGCGCCACGCGUUCAAGGAGGAGCUGAGCGAGGUCGGGUUCGAAGGGAUCAACGUGGAGGACGUGCAGAGAAUCCCCUGGGAGUCUCUCGAGGGAGAGAUCGCCAGCUGGAUCUCCAUCGUCCGCCGCUGCUCCACCGUGCUUUUCCCCGGCGAGCUUUCUCUCUGCACCGCCGUGUUCUCCUCAGAGGACCACGCCGCGACUCGCAAACGCCUCUUCACGGGGCUCGUCUCCGCCGUGACGAUCCGGUUUCUUGAUUUCUCGGGUGCCGUGGUGCUCACGAAACGGUCCUCCGAGAAGCUUUUCAAGUUCCUUGACAUGUACGAAACGCUGAGAGACUUGGUCCCUGCCGUUGAGCAAUCGGACUCGGAUCUCAUCGAGGAGAUUAAGCUGGCUCAGACGAGGCUGGGAGAAGCGGCGGUGACUAUAUUCGGAGAGCUUGAGAACUCGAUCAAGACCGAUCAGGGGAGGACCGCUGUUCCGAGCGGAGCGGUCCACCCGUUGACUCGUUACACCAUGAACUACCUCAAGUACGCGUGCGAGUACAAAGACACUUUAGACCAAGUGUUCCAAACAGAACCCGAACAAGAGACCAAACGGAACCAAAGAGAAGACGACGAGGAGUACAAAGUCUCAGCCUUUGGUAGACAAAUGAUAAAAGUGAUGGAACAUCUUGACGCAAAUCUUGAAGUCAAAUCAAGACUAUACAGAGAUCCAGCACUACGAUCCAUAUUCCUCAUGAACAACGGUAGAUACAUUCUACAAAAGAUCAAAGGGUCGACAGAGAUUAGGGACUUGAUGGGACAAGCGUGGACGAGGAAGAGAUCAACGGAGCUUAGACAGUACCACAAGAGCUACCAGAGAGAGACUUGGGGGAAAGUGUUGCAAUGUAUGAACCAAGAAGGGAUCCAGGUGAAUGGGAAAGUUUCUAAACCGGUUUUGAAAGAGAGGUUCAAGGUGUUCAAUGCUAUGUUUGAUGAGAUUCACAAGACGCAGAGUACUUGGAUUGUGAGUGAUGAGCAGAUGCAAUCGGAGCUAAGGGUUUCUAUCGCGGCGUUGGUGAUUCCGGCUUAUAGGUCUUUCUUUGGGAGGUAUAAGCAGCAUAUUGAUUCUGGGAGGCAUUCGGAUAAGUAUGUUAAGUAUCAGCCUGAAGAUAUUGAGACUUAUAUUGAUGACUUGUUUGAUGGGAAUCCACCUUCUAUGGCACGUAAGAGGACUUGAAAAACUAUGAGAGUGUGACAUAUGAUCUGGUUCCUUU